AUGUCAUCCGUCGCCCACGACACGGCCUUACAUACCUUGGCCGCUCUAGAGCAGCGAUUGCAACGCGUGCGUUUCUUGCUCUACGGUACCUCUACCGCAACCGACCCGGACACCAACGUCGAAACGCCUGCCGACACAACUGUAACUCAAUCCAUUGCUUCGAGACUACACGCUCUGCAAUCCGACUUCAACUCCCUUCUCUCCAACAACAAGCCUGCUCAGGAAAUCGUUGCACUUCAAUCUCAACUCCAACAUGAAUCCCCUGAUAUGACCCAAGAUGCUCUGGCUACCCUCGUUCUCUCCCAUGCGCCCUCAUACCAGGCCACAGCUGCUCGCCUAACCUCUCUCCAAGAUCUACCGCUCCCGGAUCCUUCUUCCUCGGCCGCCCUGAUCCACUUGCUUCCCCGCUUGCAACGCGCUGCCCUCAGACAAGAGAAUCAACAACAAUCUAUCGCCCAACUGCGACACCAAAGCCUUGCUCUACUCGCCAGGUGGUACGACUCGGCCAUAAUUGGGAUGGACGAUUGCUGGACCGAGUGGGAAGCCAGACUCAUGCAUCAAGAGAAACUCGUCAGAAGAGCAGAAGCUGACGAAAGCUAA
Aureobasidium melanogenum CBS 110374 is the source of this 600-nucleotide messenger RNA. RefSeq lists its product as uncharacterized. Gene Ontology annotation, biological process: cytoskeleton-dependent cytokinesis. Bases 1 to 600 code for a protein of 199 amino acids. Gene Ontology annotation, cellular component: dynactin complex. Lineage: Eukaryota; Fungi; Ascomycota; Dothideomycetes; Dothideales; Saccotheciaceae. The transcript is spliced from 2 exons. The record is from RefSeq and is a predicted model, not a curated record.